CCGAAAGCCUUAUUCUAACUCGUCAUUUAGCCCUCCCUCGAGAUCACGGAAGUAUCUAGCCGUGUCCCACACAACUUUUUCUGUUUUGUUUUGCUCUAACAAAGAGUUGGAGUUUCAAUUGUUUUUUAAGACAAACACUACCUUUAGUGUUGGUUUUGAGAAAUAAUUUGUCAGAAUAUCUACUCUAUGCCAACAAGAGCACACUAUGGCCAAGCGAGUUGCAGUGAUUGGAGCUGGUGUGAGUGGCCUGUCUUCCAUCAAAUGCUGCUUAGAUGAGGACCUGGAGCCAACCUGCUUUGAAAGAAGUAAUGACUUCGGGGGACUGUGGAAGUUUACUGAAACUUCUGAAGAUGGGAUGACCAGGGUCUACAAGUCAUUAGUGACAAAUGUCUGCAAAGAAAUGUCAUGUUACAGUGACUUCCCCUUCCAAGAAGAUUAUCCCAAUUUCAUGAACCAAGAAAAAUUUUGGAACUACCUCCAAGAAUUUGCUGAGCACUUUGACCUUCUGAAAUACAUUCAGUUUAGAACCACAGUGUGCAGUGUAACAAAGCGUCCUGACUUCUCCAAGACUGGUCAGUGGGAUGUCGUCACAGAGACAGAGGGGAAGCAGUACAGAGCUGUCUUUGAUGCUGUCAUGGUUUGCACUGGACGCUUCCUGAAUCCCCAUUUACCUUUAGAAUCAUUUCCUGGAAUCUAUAGGUUUAAAGGGCAGAUCCUGCACAGUCAACAGUACAAGAGCCCAGAACGCUUUCAGGGCAAACGCAUCUUAGUGAUUGGUCUUGGAAACACUGGAGGAGACAUUGCAGUGGAGCUCAGUCGAACAGCAGCUCAGGUACUUCUCAGUACUAGAACUGGUACCUGGGUUGUCAACCGCUCUUCAGAUGGGGGCUACCCAUCUAAUAUGAUGAUUACAAGAAGACACCAUAAUUUUGUUGCACAAGUUCUGCCUUCAUGUGUACUAAAAUGGAUUCAAGAGAAGCACUUGAAUAAAAGAUUUGACCAUGCAAAUUAUGGAUUAAGUAUUACAAAGGGGAAAAAACCAAAAAGAAUUGUGAAUGAUGAGCUGCCAACCUGUAUCCUCUGUGGCACAGUCACUAUGAAAACCAGCGUGAAGGAGUUUGCAGAAAACUCUGUUCUCUUUGAAGAUGGGACCAUGGAAAAAAACAUUGACAUUGUGAUCUUUGCUACAGGAUAUACCUUUUCUUUUCCAUUUCUUGAAGAGCCUCUCAAAAGCCUUUGUACAAAGAAGAUAUUCCUAUACAAACAGGUCUUUCCCUCAAACCUAGAGAGGACAACACUUGCCAUGAUUGGCUUCAUUGGCCUUACAGGAUCCAUCUUAGCAGGCACAGAGCUCCAAGCACGAUGGGCUACACGAGUAUUCAAAGGACUCUGUAAGCUGCCUCCAUCUCAGAAAUUGAUGGCUGAGGCUAUGCAAAAGGAGCAGCUCAUAGAAAGGGGUUUGAUGAAAGAUACCAAGGAAGACAAACUUGACUACAUUUCCUACCUGGAUGACAUCGCUGCUUGCAUAGGUGCAAAGCCCAAUGUCCCACUUCUGUUCCUUAAGGAUCCCAGACUAGCUUGGGAAGUUUUCUUUGGACCAUGUACUCCUUACCAGUAUCGCCUAAUGGGCCCUGGGAAAUGGCAUGGAGCCAGAAAUGCCAUCCUGACCCAGUGGGACAGGACACUGAAACCCUUGAAAACACGAAUAGUUCCUGAUUCCUCCAGGCCUGCCUCCUUGUCACAUUAUUUGAAAGCUUGGGGGGUACCUGUCCUGUUUGCCUCCUUUCUACUGAUCCGUAAAUCUUCACUUUUUUUGAAAUUGGUGCCAGAAAAACUAUAGGACAAAAUUUGCCCUUACCUAAUAAAUAUUUGGUGAGGAUUAGUUGAUGGAUUAUAAGGGUUGUACCAAGUCAUAUUCACUCUUGUCCCCAAACAUCUUGCAUUUUCCUCCUCUCCAUUGUAACUGCUAUCAGCCAAGUUCAGGUCUAACCACCUCUUACCUGAAUUAUUGUACUAUCUUCUCCUUUAGUCUCAGCACUUCCUUUCUUGUAUCCUUUUCAAUUCAUAUUCUACUCUGCUACCUAAGCAAUCAUUCUAAAAUAAAAAUAUUGUCUUUGUUUCCCUCAAGAUCCCCAUGGGAGUAAGAUAAAACUCAGAUAAAUUGUGCAAUAAUUUUUGAUGUAAAAAUUAUGUCAAAUGGUUUGGGCAGAAUGUAGGGAAAUUGUAAAUAUAAUUAUAUACUCCCAGACAAGAAACAGUGAGGUGCUGUUACCAUCUUGUAGGCCUAAUGAAGCAAAAGGAAAAAACAAUUAUGAAUAAGAGAGAGAGAAAUUAUGUCAAGAGGACUGCCUCUCAAGAGCUAUAACCAUCAGCUGACCAAUAAAGGCAGUUCAUGGUGAUCCCAAAAGUACAGAGCUUGGGAAAUAAAUUGCCUAAUCUUACUCUCUUCCCUCCCUCUGAUCCUCUGCUCAUGCUCCACAAUGGCCUGAUCCAACCAAACUCAAAGGCAAGGUUGCUGACUAUUGUGGAUUGAAUUAUAGCAACCCCCCCCCCGCCCCGCCCGGCAAGAUAUAUUCAAAUCCUAACCCCUGGUACCUGUGAAUGUGACCUUAUUUGGGAAUAGGAUCUUUGCAAAUGUAUGUAAGUUAAGAGGCAAUCAUACCAAAGUAGGGUGAUCUAGAUCCAAUAUGACUGCUGUCCUUGUAAGAAGAGCAUCAGACAGAGACACAUAGUGGAGAAUGCCAUGUGAGUUUAAGAAGAGGGUAGAGUGAUGCAUCUACAAACAGGAUCACCAAGCAAGCAAACACUGGAAGCUAGGAGAGAGUCAUGGAACAGAUUCUCCCUCAAAACCUCUAGAGAGAACAACCCUACCAACAACUUCAGACUCCUAGCCCUCAGAGCUGUGAAAGAAUAAGCCACUCAGUUUGUGGUACUUUGUUACAACAAUCCUAGGAUACCAAUACACUUGCUGAUGUUGUCCAUGGAGAUCAGCUUCCUAAGCCAUCCAGCAGAGCAAAGAUGACGGAGAAUAUAUAUUAAAGAGCAACCAGAAAGGAUCCAGUGCAGACAUGUUCCCAUCAAACUUAAAAAUCUUUUAAAGUUUCUCUCUUGAUUAAAGAUAGUAAAUUCCUUAACUUGAAAGAGGAGACUCUUCAUAAUCUGAGUCCCUUUGCCCAGGUCACCAGAAUCCUGCCCUGCAGCCUCCUCUCCUCUUCAAACCCUACAUCUAGUUCCACCAAAUAUGAACUGUGUGGUACCUCCUUACUUAGGCACAGCUAUUUCCUCUUUCAGCCACUUAAAUCCACUCCUGACUGUCUUUCGAGAUAGAGCUUAAUAAUCUCCCUCAGUGAAGCCGCCCCUGAAUCCCCAAAGCAAAUUUGACUGCCGUUUUGUAAUGAUCACACCUCAUGUAUUAGUAUGUUCUUUCCUUACUAUAGAAUCAUUUUCUUUUUGUGUCUAUCUCCUAAUGAACAGUGCAUUCUUGAGAGGAAUCAUAUCUUGUUCAGCUAAAACACUGACUGAUAAAGACUGCAAAAUAAAUAUUUGUUGACUGAA
Molecule: messenger RNA, 3555 nt
Organism: Phacochoerus africanus (Common warthog)
Lineage: Eukaryota; Metazoa; Chordata; Mammalia; Artiodactyla; Suidae
Gene: FMO4
Product: flavin containing dimethylaniline monoxygenase 4
Exons: 10
Coding region: 206-1840 (544 amino acids)
Molecular function (GO): NADP binding; flavin adenine dinucleotide binding; N,N-dimethylaniline monooxygenase activity
Source: RefSeq, a predicted model, not a curated record